This is a messenger RNA of Syzygium oleosum, 4018 nucleotides long. RefSeq names its product pentatricopeptide repeat-containing protein At2g01510, mitochondrial. Lineage: Eukaryota; Viridiplantae; Streptophyta; Magnoliopsida; Myrtales; Myrtaceae. The coding region runs from base 233 to 2008 and encodes 591 amino acids. Gene Ontology annotation, biological process: RNA modification. Gene Ontology annotation, molecular function: RNA binding; protein binding; zinc ion binding. The transcript has 2 exons. The record is from RefSeq and is a predicted model, not a curated record.
UCUCAAAAGCUUGCUGGACGACGAAGAUCUACCGCUUGACGCUCUUCAGUACUGUAAGCUUCGACGCUCUUCUCUGAGCUAAUACUCCAGAGAGCUCACUCAUUCCCGAACGAUGCAAGUUGCAAACUUUGACAAAACAGCAUCGAAUACUCCAAGCCAGAUCUCUCCCUGUCGUACUAGGAUGUCGUUUUCGAUGUGAUCCUGAGAACCCAUCUUCUCUACAUUCCUUACGAUGCUCCCAAAAUGCCGCCAAAAGCUCUCCCUACCAUUUCCGCUGACCAAACAGACCCUCGCCACCCUGUUGAAAGCAUGCUCCUCACAGCCCCACCAGCUCGAGCAAAUCCAUGCGCUCGUCCUAACCACUGGGCUCUCGGUGAAAAACAGCCUCAUCACUCAGUUGCUCGCCAAUAUAGUAAUUUUGGGCGACAUUCAGUACGCGCGCAAACUGUUCGAUGAAAUGCACAAGCCAAGAAUUUUCUUGUGGAACACCCUGAUCCGGGGAUAUGCGAAGAAUGACAUGCCCAUGGAGUCGGUUUCACUCUACGGGAAGAUGACUUCUCUCGGCGUUCGCCCCGACGGAUUUACUUUUCCCUUUGUGGUGAAGGCAUCCACCGAGCUGCCCGAUUGCUGGGCCGGUUUGACUAUCCAUGCCCACGUGGUAAAAUAUGGGCUUGAGUAUAAUGCCAUGGUGAGAAAUGAAUUGAUGAUAAUGUACGUGAAGUUUGGGGACGUGAGAUUGGCUGAUUACUUGUUUGAGACCAUGAUAGAGAGAGAUCUAGUGGCUUGGAAUUCUUUCAUUGCAGCGUGCGUGCAGAUGGGGUACGCCAGUAAGGCCCUCGCACUGUUCCAUCAGAUGGGAUUGGCCAGGAUGACGCCUGAUGGCGUGACUAUUGUAAGUGCCCUAUCGGCGUGUGGUCAGUUGGGAUGUUUAAACAUUGGCAAUAAGAUUUUUGAAUCUGCCGUAAAUGACGGGAUGGAGAGCAAUAUUAUUGUUGAGAAUGCACGGCUCGACAUGUGUGUGAAAUGUGGUAGUACUCAUACGGCAAGAACUUUAUUUGAUGAAAUGCAUCUUAAAAAUGUUGUUUCGUGGAGUGCGAUGAUUUUAGGCUAUGCAGUUAAUGGGAAGAGUGAAGAAGCUUUGGCUCUGUUCUCUAGAAUGCAGAACGAAGGGCCAAAACCAAAUUAUGUCACUUAUCUUGGAGUUUUAUCUGCAUGUAGCCAUGCCGGACUUGUGAGUCAAGGUCGGGCUUACUUUAACUACAUUGUGGAUUCAAAUGAUCAGAAUAUUCGGCCUAGAAGAGAGCAUUAUUCUUUAAUGAUCGAUCUCCUUGGCCGCUCAGGACACGUUGAAGAGGCUUAUAGCUUUAUAAUGGGUAUGCCCAUUGAGCCAGAUGCAGGAGUUUGGGGUGCUUUACUGGGUGGCUGUGCAAUCCACAAGAAUGUUAAAGUGGGUCAGGUUGCAGCGGAUAAGCUUUUUGAGUUAGGAACUGAUAUUGCUUCGUAUCAUGUUCUAUUAUCUAACAUGUAUGCUUCUGCUGGAAGGUGGGACUAUGUUGAUAAAGUUAGACUAAGGAUGAGAAAGAAGUGCAUUAAGAAAGUAGCUGCGUAUAGCUCUAUUGAGCUCAACAGCGAAGUGUAUGUUUUUUACAGUGGAGACAAGUCUCAUCCACAGUCGUCAAGCAUAUAUCAGAAGUUGGAGGACUUAUAUAUGCAGAUCAAGAGUUUGGGUUACAUCUCAGAAGUUGGUUCUGUUCACCACGACGUGGAAAUGGAGGAGAAGGAAGCCAUGCUGCGUGUUCACAGUGAAAAGCUUGCUGCUGCAUUUGGUCUUAUUAAUGUAGAACCUGAAUUCCCCAUUCGUGUCAUAAAGAAUCUGAGGACUUGUGAUGACUGCCAUAAUUUCUUUAAGUUCAUUUCAAAAAUUAGCAUGAGGGAGUUUAUUAUGAGAGAUAAGAGCAGGUUCCAUCAUUUCAGAAAUGGUAUAUGUUCCUGCAAAGACUUCUGGUGAUUACUGGAGAGAGCAGCUAUACAAGAGCAGAUUAAUGGUGCAUAGACCUGCUGCUUUUGGGUGGGAGGAAGUUUUCUCAAUGUAUCAUAUCUCAAAGUGGACAGUUUUCUAACACAGAAUUAACUGAUGUUUAGUUCCUGGUAUUUUAUUAAAAAUACAAAAUGUCAAUUGUAAAUUUCAUAUUGAAAUUUCUCUAAGAGAAAAUUAUAGAACAAUAUAUAUGUCAUUCCAUCUCCCUCCUGAUUUUUCUCAUUAAAAUAAAUCAAGUUAUACGGACUAUAAACUUGUCAAAUUAAAAAAUGUAAAGAAUGUUAGACAAAAAUAGCUACAUAAGAAAAUAUAAGGAAUUUGUUUUCUGAUUGGUUGUUGCAAUGGCGAGAUUAUCAUUUCUUUUUGCAUUCCCAAGCAUAAAAUUUAGUGUAAUUUAUCCCAUUUCAGAUCUCUGUGCAUUUUGCCAAUUAAAGGUGAAAUAUUUUCUUAAGUUGAAUAGGCUUUGGGGGCAACAAGGUAAAAUUGAGGUGUGUAAGUGUGACAAUGGUAUAUAUGUUUGCCAAAUGGGGGAAUAUUUUUAUUGGAUAUUGAGGAAUGGACCAUGGUAUAUCAACCAACAGCCAAGGAUUAUGUGUAAACAGACUUCUACACUCCAGUGAGUCCAAUCCUUGAAGAUUGGUUUUUGUCGAACACCUUCUUGGAUUAGAUUGAAGAAAGUUCCGGUGGAGUUUAUGACGGAAACUGGAGUAGCUAUAUCUCCAGUGCUAUAGAUGUUGGACUAAGCAUGGACAACAGAACAUGGUUUUUAGUUAGAUACUGCAAUUCUUUGUGCUGAAUUUAAUGUUGGAUCAGGUUUUGUUUGAUACUGUUCCUGUGCUAACUGAAGAUGGGAGAUAAACUCCGAUUUGCAUGGAGGAUUUUGGAAACCUCAAAUGUCCAACAAGCAGUGUCAGAAAAAGCAGAUACAGAAACACAGCUUGGAAUCUCUCAGAACACUCUUGAUAUUGAGGAUUCUUCUGACUGUCACAAGGACAAGGCGUUCGCUGACGAGGUUCCGGGCAGAAUUCGUCAACAUAACCUUGUGGGCAGCUACUGAGACAAAAUUGCAUUUGCAAAACGUUCUCCGAAAAUCACAAUAGAAAGAAGCAAUCGAGGAGUUUGUAUCAGUUUCAUCAUCAGUUUUAUCUUUCUUGCCUAAGAUAUCUUGAUGGUCGUGGUCCUGAUCUUAGUGGGGAAAUGAAUGGUUUUAAAUAAGCCCUGUAAGCAUGCAGAAGUUAAAACUGUGAGCACUUUUAAAUUGUGUUAUUUGCUUUACAUGAUACUAUAGUGCAAGAAACAGAAUGGAUGGGAAUGUCAAAAAGACGGUUUUCUUGAUGGAAAUCUUGCCACAAUCAUCAAGCUUAUCAGCUCUUGGGUUACUUUGAAACUCUACCUAUUAUCUAGUCUUGCUUAUUUCUGAUUCAUAAUAUGUUCACUAUGAUCAAAGAAAAGUCGCUUUUCUCCUACUCCGUGCAUGCAUUGAACUUUUGUGAUCAGAGAGCUUCUUUGUGGGGCAAGAUGAACUUUAUUUGCAGGUUCUAUUCUUGAUUCUCGUUGGAUGAUUGCUGGAGAAUACAACACUAUCAGAAGUUCUCAUGAAGCCAAUAAUGGGUUGGGAUGUUUUUUUCAGGAUAUUUCUUCAUUUCAGCAGAUUCUUGAUGCAGUUGAUCUGAAUGGUGUCAUUUAGUUGGAUGCUCUUUAACUAGGAAGAUCUGAGGGCUAGGUUACUCGAAAGAUUGUUUGUAUGAAGGAAAAAUCUAUAUGUGCUUAUCUUGAGGAUUCAACAUCAGAUAUCAAUUCCCGGUUCUUCUGUCCUCAUCGAAGACGGAAAGAGGCUUGCAGCAGAUUUUAUGAGGCUGAAGCUAGCAGAAGCAUGAUUUUAAUAAACAGAAGGGUCCAUGUCACUUGGCUCAUGUUAGGUGAUCAUAAUUAUAGUUUUUCCAGAUCGAAUUGUCAAUUAAGUCCCCCUGGGUUUUACUC